Molecule: messenger RNA, 1134 nt
Organism: Oncorhynchus nerka (sockeye salmon)
Lineage: Eukaryota; Metazoa; Chordata; Actinopteri; Salmoniformes; Salmonidae
Exons: 7
Coding region: 284-916 (210 amino acids)
Source: RefSeq, a predicted model, not a curated record
AGGUCACUAGGUAAUCUGACUGCAGGAAAGCAGUAGCUACACAGCGAUGUUAUUGGAAACACAAGGCUUUUCUGGUAAACAGGUUAAACUGGGUUUCUGAUGAUGCUGACAUGGGGUCAGAGCUACUAAACUUUAACAGAAAUGAUGGAGUCCUAAAUUAAUCAGUAACAAAAAUUACACAAAGUUUCCUGACCCAAGGUUUCAUUCUCAACACAAAGGAAACUCUCACUGACUUGACAUGUUCUGGUUUUGAAUUCAGGCUGCAAGGGGUCAUUGCUCGAAAAUGAGUCUCUCUGGGGAGAGAGAGGAGGGCAGCCAAUUCUCUAAAAUGAGUCUCUCUGGGGAACAUGACACCAAAGCUAAGAGACCAAUCAAGCAGGAGAGACCAGCCUCCCCUGUUCCCAGCUGUGUGUCCAUGAAGAGUGACUGGUCUAUGGAUCCUCCUAUAACCUUUAGAGAGGGAGACUUUUCUACUGAACAAAGACCAAUCAAGCAGGAGAGACCAGCCUCCCCUGUUCCCAGCUGUGUGUCCAUGAAGAGUGACUGGUCUAUGGAUCCUCCUCUAAACUUUAGAGAGGGAGACUUUUCUACUGAACAAAGUCCAAUCAAGCAGGAGAGACCAGCCUCCCCUGUUCCCAGCUGUGUGUCCAUGAAGAGUGACCAGUCUAUGAUGGAACCUAUAGAGUUUAGAAAGGGAGACUUUUCUACUGAACAAAGGUACAAUGUAUCACGUCUGGUGAACAGGUUCCACAUCCUCAGUCAGACCAGUACAAACAGGAUCAGCAGCACAACAAGACCAAUCAAGCAGGAGAGACCAGCCUCCCCUGUUCCCAGCUGUGUGUCCAUGAAGAGUGACUGGUCUAUGAGUCAACCGUUACAGUUUAGAGAGGGAGACUUUUCUACUGAACAAAGGUAAGAAGAACUCAUGGGUCCUGGUCAGUGAGUUAAACAACACUGUCUCUAGUCAUUUCUCCUCCCAUUUUCCCAUUUAUUGUUGUUGUUUUCAUAAUCAAUAGGCUAAUCAUUUUGUCCAUUUUCAUAGUCCUAAAACAAUAUUAAACAAACACAACAUUGACUCAGUACUGGUACUCCUUAUAGCCUCAUUAUUACCUCAACUACCUGGUACCCUGCACA